ACGAUUAGCUCUCUUCAUAAAAUUGUAACGAGAUUCACCAAUUUUUUAUCCAAUUUGUCUGCGGAAUUUAUAAAAUGGCCAAAUAACGAGGAGAAAAUUGAAAUUGAAAGCCACUUCAGGCAAGACGAAUUUCCUGGUAUUAUUGGCGUCAUUGACAGUGCACACAUUGAAAUUGACAAGACACAGGAUGAUUCAGAUUCAUAGCUUAACAGGAAGCACUUUUUUCGAUCCAGGCACAAGUUGUUUGCGAUCAUAAAAGGAAAAUAAGGGAUAUAUUUGUCGGAUACCCAGGAUCCGUACAUGACAGUCGAGUGUUUCGGACAUCACCAUUAUUUGGAACACUUCAAGAAAAAUGUGGAAACCACUUUAUUAUUGGAGACAGUGGUUACCAUUGUUUACAAUAUUGCCUAACUCCAUUUCAAGAUAGAGUUCCACCAGCACCAGAAGCACAGAAUGAAGUAAUUGUUGGACAAGCAGGGCGAGAUGCAGGAAAUGAAAAUCAGGAUGAACAAACUGGGAUAACAAAAAGAAAUGAAGUAAUGAAUAGCUUAAAUUUCGUUAUUUAGUAUGUAAUGUGUAUGUAUUUUUAAUAAAAG
Molecule: messenger RNA, 596 nt
Organism: Acanthoscelides obtectus
Lineage: Eukaryota; Metazoa; Arthropoda; Insecta; Coleoptera; Chrysomelidae
Source: the annotation of a GenBank genome assembly